Metarhizium album ARSEF 1941 is the source of this 651-nucleotide messenger RNA. RefSeq names its product transcriptional activator spt7. NCBI's taxonomy places the organism in Eukaryota, Fungi, Ascomycota, Sordariomycetes, Hypocreales, Clavicipitaceae. The record is from RefSeq and is a predicted model, not a curated record. The transcript has a single exon. Bases 1 to 651 code for a protein of 216 amino acids.
AUGUCCAUUUCCAACGGCCAGCCAGCUUGGCCAUCUCCCCUUCUGCACCAUACAAACAGUACCAGGUCUUUGAAUCCUCUCGAUGAUGGAACGGCGCGUACCCAGACCCCCGUCGACAAUAAUACGGCAGAGUUGGUGCCUGAGGCAUCCGUCGAUAUCGAAGAAGAAGCCCGUCGCGCUCUUUUUGCCGACUUGUAUCGCAAGACCGAGGACAAAAUUGCCUUGUUGUUUGCCGAGGAUGGUUCUUAUAACCUCGACGCGAUUGCAGGGCUGAAGCGAUGUGCCCCUACCCCUACCGUGACGCUCCCCCCCACCACCGAUCACGAACCCAUCAAAGAACCGCCCUACAAAAAGGCCAAACGUGCCAUUGAUGAAGAUGACUAUGAUGACGACGAUGAAGAUGAAGAUCAAGAAGCCGCUGCGCCUGCGCCUGCGCUGAAAGCGCAAGGUUCCUCCGCCUCUGUCGCCGCCAACUCUCUGUUGUCCCCUUCCAAGUCUGGCAGCUCCCCCGUCCAUUCGCUCAACUCUCCAGGAAGACUAGCAGAAAAGCUAAAAUCUAGCUACGAAGAGUCGCAGAAUAAGGCAAAGGCCGGGGAAAUUAACGACGGUGCCAUCAAAAGUUUGGAAGAGGCCAGGAGCUUUACUAUAUAG